Macrosiphum euphorbiae (potato aphid) is the source of this 540-nucleotide messenger RNA. Lineage: Eukaryota; Metazoa; Arthropoda; Insecta; Hemiptera; Aphididae. The record is from the annotation of a GenBank genome assembly.
AUGCAACCAUUUUCUUUUUCCAGGAUCGACCAGUUGAUGAGACCCACCGGAGCAGUGCGGUGUUGGUGGUGGUUCGCGCUGGUCCUUACUCUGGCCACCACCUCCACGCAAGGCUGGACACCCCGGAACGGGUCACGUAUACAGAUCAACAACCGGCCAGUGGACUUGUCACAGACGGCAUUCGGCCAUGGCCGGGGCCAGAGCUCCAUCAAGUUGGGAGUGCUCAAGAAUCGGCUCAAGGAACCGGUGCAGUUGUCCACCACUCCGGUGGCGACCACCACCAGCACGGAGCGGUUCCGCAGGCAGCAGCCCACUGUGCCGAGGACCAUGGCCCGUCGGCAGCACCAGAACCUGACGGUCGGCCUGGUGCUGCCUUACAAGUCGUUCGACACGCGAAUCUACACCAAGGCGUUCACGUCGGCCAUAAGCGGGUUGCAACGUAACUUCAAGACAAGGAAGACCAACAUAUUCAAGAACUACGAUAUCCAUCACACCAUCGACAUGAAACAGCUCACGCCCACGCCCACAGGUCAGUCGUAG